Harmonia axyridis is the source of this 5425-nucleotide messenger RNA. Its product is annotated as titin homolog. Gene Ontology annotation, molecular function: protein binding. Lineage: Eukaryota; Metazoa; Arthropoda; Insecta; Coleoptera; Coccinellidae. The coding region runs from base 238 to 5313 and encodes 1691 amino acids. The record is from RefSeq and is a predicted model, not a curated record. The transcript is spliced from 8 exons.
ACAAUCUGUCAGAGCCAAAACUGAAUUCGAAUAUUUGUCGAAUUAUGAAAAUAAUAAAAUUUUAAUAAUUUAAACAUUACAUCAAAAGGAUUCUUUAUUGCUCUUUAUUCGAAAUAUUUUCCAUAUAAUCUGAAAUAUGUACAAAGCGUUUUAUUUACUGAUUGAAACAUAAUAAUCUGCAAAACAUAAUUUUAUUGGUACAUUUUGAUCGUUUGAAUUAAAACGUAAUUUAUUGGAAUGGAUCAAACACGCAAAAGUGUGGGUGGAAAAUUCAAUAUCAAUGGAAAAAUCUAUACAAUAUAUGGCGGGGUCAAUCCUAUUGGAAGAAAUAGAGAAGCUGUUGUAAAUAUUAAAAGUUUGGGUGUAAGUCAGCAACAUGCCAUAAUAAUUUUAGUUGAUGAUGAUCUUCAUUUUAUCAGUGACUUGAAGUCUUCAAAUGGUACAUUUCUGAAUAGCAGUAAAUUGGUCCCGUUAGAGCUUUAUCGCUUGGAAAAUGGGGCCCGAAUCAAAUUUGCAGAUAUUGAGGGUACCUACUCAAAGUGUACUUCAAAUAAUACCCAACAAGACAACUUUUCAAUUAUAUCUGAGAACACCCAAAAUUUCACACAGACUUUUUAUAGAAAUGAUACUCAAAUAAUGGAUAAUACUGUUUCUAUCAAUCAGCUUAACAAAACAUCAGAUGUAAAGAGUCUUAUAUCUACUCAAGAAUUGGCAGAAAUGGCAGAUAAAUUGGAAAAUUCUUAUAUAGAAGCACAUGAAGAACCUACACAAGUAGUGAACACUGAAAAUAUAACUAUAACAGCUCCUCAAAAGGAGGGAGAAUCAAAUAUCAAUACUUGUAACAUACCAAGUUUUGAUCCACAUGAGGAAGAAACCCAAGUUAUCAUUAUGGAUCAUGAGAUUAAUGGAGAAUAUUCAGUUCCAAUAAGUGACGAAGAAGAAAACAAUGAUGCUUUAUUUAAUUCAGUCUUAGAUGAGCAUGAAGCUGAAACACAAGUUAUUGUUCUUGAAAUCAAUGAAAAUGAAACUAAAGAACAUAACAGCUUAUCAAAGGGAGAAACUUCACAUAUUACAUUACUAGAUUCACAUGAAGAUAAAACUGGUGGGAUUAUCAGAGAUCAAGCAUUAAAUGAAGUAAUUAUACUUAAUGAUAUUCAUAAAGAAUGUCCUGAAAAAUUGCCAGAAGUCGAAGAGAAAACAGAAAAUAGCUGUAAGAACUCUACAGCAUCAAAUUUGGAAACAAGACCAUCUCAAUUAGCCACUAAAGACAUACUUACCUUGGAAACUUCACUAGAAGAUAGUGAUUCUGAUGUCAUAAGACCUAUGAAAAAAUCUGUUAAUAUUUUUGAAUCCCAAGACUCAACAUUCGAGGAUUUAAGGGAAGAUAUUCAAAAAUCUGAAAGCAAUCCUGGUACAAAAAAAAUUGAAAAUUCCGACUCGGAGGAUAGUGAAUCUGAUAUUAUAAGGCCUUUGAAAAAAUCGGUCAAUAUAUUUGAAUCGCAAGAUUCAACAUUUGAGGAUUUAAGGGAAGAUAAGCAAGAAUCUGAGUUGCUUCCCGGUACCUCGUCAAGUAAAUCUGAAAAUACUCACUCGGAGGAAAGUGAAUCUCAUAUAAUAAGGCCCCUUGGGAAAUCCACUAAUGUUUUUGAAUCUCAAGAAUCUGAUCUGAACGAAGAAGGUAGUAAUGAUUCUGUAGAUUUUCUGACCAUGCAGAGAAUACCACCUACACAAAAAUUCCUAGAUUCUGAAAUAGUAAAAAUAUACGAAGAGAAAGAAAAAAUCAGUCCUAAUAUACUGAAAAAUAAUGAGUGUGAUGGUUCUGAAACGGAUAUCGAUAAGGGUUCCGUACAGAUAGAAGACGGUUCAGAAACAGAAAGUGAAGAAGAGGUGAAGAAACCUCCUGAUAAUAAAACAAUAAAAUUAUCUUCUAAUAAUUCCAAGGCAGAUAAUGAUUCUGAUACCGAUGAUUUAGAAGAAGAUAUUACAAAGAAUAAGAAGAAAAUUCUCAGGAAAAAGAGGAGAAACAAUGUUAUUUCAGAUUCUGAUUCAGAAACAGAUAAAGAAGAGACAAAAUCCAAAAAAUCACAGGUAAGAGUUGUAUCAACUUGCUCUGAUUCGGAUAAUGAAAAAAAUUUAAAUAUAACUAAUAGUCUGAAGAAUAGUGAAAGUAAUAAAAACAAUGAAUCAGUUGGUAUGAUCUUGGAAGAGAGUGCUUUGGAAGAUGAUGUCAAAAAUUUGGAAAAACCAGAGGACCCAGAAAAAACAGUAACAAAUCCAAGUAUCAGCAGGCUAUCAAUGGCUUAUAACGAAUCAUUAGAUGAUUCCGAUUUUAUACCGUCCACCCAAGAUUCUAAGCCAACGUCGCAAACCUCUAAAUUCGAUAAUUCUGAAAAUAGUUUCAAAUUAGGAUUGACCCAGUUAAUGGAAGAAGAUAACACAUCACAGAAAAAUUCAUCUCAAGGCGAUUCUCAAAUUAAUAAAGCAACUUCUCAGAGUGAAAAGAAAAAUUCUCAAGAUCAUAAUCAAAAAAAGUUCACCUUCAAAAAAUCAACGUUAGGUGUCACUAAAUCUGUAGAUAUUACUCUGGAUUUGAACGAAGAUAUUUAUCAAGCAAAAACUCAGAAUAUAUGCGAAGAUAAUAGUUCGAAAUUAAACAAUUCUGUUGAUGACCACGUUUUUCUACAACCCACUCAAGAAGCUCCCAAAAAAGCCAAGCAUAAUAAGGAAGAGAGUAUACCAGAUGACGAAAUUUAUAUGCUAUCAACACAAAAGAUGGACGGUAGUUCCAACAAAACUGUAGUAGAUGAUUUUUAUCAGCAAUCCACACAAAAGUUGAGUGUAGAUGAAAUUGCUGAGAAAAACCAAUCAAGGCUUUCAGGCAAUGGGUUUUAUCAGUUAUCAACACAAAAACUAAAAGAAAAUGAAGAAACAAAUCAAGUUUCCGAGAAAAACGAAUUAAGACUUUCUAGCAAUGAGUUUUAUCAAGUACCAACACAAAAACUAAAAGAAUAUGAAGAAGCUAAUGAAGUUGACACAAACAAUGAAAAUGACAAACCUGAUUACGAAGACAUAUUCGCUACUCAAGUUAUGGAUACAAACGAUUCUCCCAGCAAAGGUUUGGAAUCUGAGUUAGAAAAUAUGUUUGCAACUCAGAGAAUAGUACCUGCAGAAGACAGCUUGGAUAAAAUACAAGAUAUCGUUAAAAAAAAAGAAAUUAUAGAUGAUAAGUUGCCAACAGAAGAUAAAGACUUGGAGGCAAUUCUGGCCACUCAAAAAGUGCUGAAUUCACCGAAAACUUCCAAGGAAAUCGAAGUUGGAGAGGAAAAUGUUUUGGGUAAAUCGGUAGAAAGUCAGUUGGAAGUCAUAUUCGCAAGUCAGAUAAGUAAUUUACCGGAAGAUAAAUUUGUCAGACCUGCCAAUCCAUUGGUUGAUAUUCUUGGAAAGGAUACUCAAGAUACCGAAGAAUUAUUGAAAAAAAAUUGGUCACCAGAAAAAGACAAAACAACAAAUGAAAACGAAGAAAACACCGCUAUUAAAUCGAAAAAAAUAUCCCAAAUAGGCUUGGAACAGAGUUUUGCGCUGCUUGAAGCUGAAUCAUUCAAGAUUAGAAGAUCAGGAAGACACAAAAAUUGUGAAGAAGUAACUGUGAGUUGCCCUAAGUCUAGGGUCUCGAUGGUUUAUGUUCCAAGUGAUAAAAAAAUAUCAGAAGAAGAAAACAAAACAACAAAAAGUGUAAGAAAUGCCAGAAAGAGAAAACCGUCUGAUGUUAUUGAAAAUUCCAAAAUUACUCUUAGAGCAACUAGAAGAAAAAGAAAAAUUAGUGAAGCUUCCAACUCUUCCGAUGAAGAAAAUGAACCAACUACGUCUUCUGGACCAAGUGAACAAAAUAUAAAAAAUAAAAUAUCAACGAAAAUUGAAAAAGAAUCAAAUGAAAUGAUUAAACUACAAAGUACGGUAACUGAAAGACCUGCAACUCCUAGUAGAAACAGAAGCUCCAGGAUUAAAAAGAAGUUAACUGAAGAAAUUAUUGAAUCAAUUAAAAAUGAAUAUACAAGCAAGAAAGAAGAUUCAAAUACAAAUGAGGAAAAAUCAUUUAGGACAAGAACUAAAACUAAUGACGCUAUUACCGGUGAAAAAGAGAAGAACGAAACAAGAGCAAAAAGUAAAGCUAGUAAAUCUAAUCAAGAUGAUUAUGGAAAAACAGAAACAGAAGAUAUUUAUAAAAACAAAAAAACAGAUACAGAAGAGCGAAAAUCAUCUAGAACAAGAACCUCUAAAAUAUAUCCCCCUGAGUAUGGUUAUGAAAUAGAGGAAAAAGAAUCAAUGAAGACUAGGAACGUUUUAAAAUCAAUUGAAGAAUCUGGUGAAACAUCUGAUAAUGAAAAAACAGAUACAGAAGUUAAAAAUAGAAAGAGAAAAACAGAUGCAGAUGAGCGAAAAUUAUCAAGUAGAGGUAAAAAUCAUCAGGUAGAGGAAAGAGAAUCAGUGAAGACAAAGAAAGUUUUGAAAUCUGAAGAAUCCCUCGAUAACGAAGGAGAUUAUAAAACUGUGAAAACAAAAAGUUUUAAAAAAUUGAAUGAUGAUUUGGAUAAGCCAAUGACCCCAUCCCGUACAUCAAAAAGAGGGGCUACAAUUCAAGUGACAACACCACUGAAAAUUAGGAGAGUUUUAGAGACAACCCCAUCCUGCAGUAAAAGAAUUGAUUUACAAGAUACCCCCAAUAGGUCCAAGAGAAAACUGAAACCUAAGGUGGUUUUCACAAUGAUGGAAAGUCCUCAGUUGGAAUCUCAAAUUAAACAACUAGGUGGAAGUGUAGUUGAUUCUGUCGAUACUUGUACAGUUUUAAUCACUAAAUUUGUAAAGAGGACUAUGAAAUUGUUAUCGGCUGUAGGAUUGGGCAAACCCAUAUGUUCCGAGGCAUGGGUGCAGCAAUCUAAAAAGGAAAAUAAUUUCUUAGACCCUUGGGACUUCAUUUUGGUGGAUAAAGAAGCAGAAAAGAAAUGGAACUUCUCUCUAAAGACGUCUUUAGAACGAAGUUCAGAAACAAAAUUAUUCGAAGGAUAUACAUUCCAAUUAUUGGUAACGAGUGCCCAAGAUGUAUUAAAAGGAGCCAUUGAAAGUUGUGGAGGAAAAAUUGUUGCAAGAACUCCAAAAGGAGUUGAUAAUUUUGUCGUGGUUGCAUCGCCAGAUCAAAAGGAUAAAUACAAGAAACUAUUGAAACAACAAUCAAAUAUCAUUAUCGUUGAACCUGAGGCUAUUUUCGAUGGAGUACUACGACAAGAGAUCCGUUUUGAUAGACAUUUAUUGAAAUGAAUUGAUUUAUGAAAAAAUUUACAGAGCUUUAUUAUUUUUAUAAAAUUGUCUUGUUAUUAUUCCUUGUUUUGUAUAGUUAUUGUAAUAUUAUAUUCAAUAAAAAUGAUGAAAA